Messenger RNA from Balaenoptera acutorostrata (minke whale), 2968 nucleotides. It is a transcript of the gene BSDC1, whose product is annotated as BSD domain containing 1. The transcript is spliced from 11 exons. The coding region runs from base 28 to 1395 and encodes 455 amino acids. Lineage: Eukaryota; Metazoa; Chordata; Mammalia; Artiodactyla; Balaenopteridae. The record is from RefSeq and is a predicted model, not a curated record. Gene Ontology annotation, cellular component: cytoplasm.
AAAUAGUGGUGAUGUCAUGCGGGCAAGAUGGCGGAAGGGGAGGACGUGGGAUGGUGGCGGAGCUGGCUGCAGCAGAGCUACCAGGCAGUCAAGGAGAAGUCCUCCGAAGCCUUGGAGUUCAUGAAGCGGGACCUGACAGAGUUCACCCAGGUGGUGCAGCACGACACAGCCUGCACCAUUGCAGCCACUGCCAGCGUGGUCAAGGAGAAGCUGGCUACUGAAGGCUCCUCGGGAGCAACGGAAAAAAUGAAGAAAGGGCUGUCUGACUUCCUAGGGGUGAUCUCCGACACCUUUGCACCCUCACCAGACAAAACCAUCGACUGCGAUGUCAUUACCCUGAUGGGCACACCCUCUGGCACGGCUGAGCCCUAUGAUGGCACCAAGGCUCGCCUUUAUAGCCUGCAGUCAGACCCAGCAACCUACUGCAAUGAACCAGAUGGGCCCCCGGAGUUGUUUGACACCUGGCUUUCCCAGUUCUGCUUGGAGGAGAAGAAGGGGGAGAUCUCAGAGCUCCUUGUAGGCAGCCCCUCCAUCCGGGCCCUCUACACCAAGAUGGUGCCUGCAGCUGUUUCCCAUUCAGAAUUCUGGCAUCGGUAUUUCUAUAAAGUCCAUCAACUAGAGCAGGAGCAGGCCCGGAGGGAUGCCCUGAAGCAGCGUGCAGAACAGAGCAUCUCUGAAGAGCCUGGCUGGGAGGAGGAAGAAGAGGAGCUUGUGGGCAUUUCACCCACAUCUCCAAAAGAGGCCAAGUUUCCUGUGGCCAAAACUCCCACAUCCCUUGAAGGAGGACCUGGCCCCCGGAGCCCCUGUGCAGAGAGUCUGGUGACCCCGGUUGAGGCUCCAACAGAGGUGACUCCAUCGGAGAGCAGUGAGAGCAUCUCCCUCGUGACACAGAUUGCCAAACCUACCCCUGCAUCUGAGGCACCAGUGCUGCCCAAGGACCUGUCCCAAAAGCUUCUAGAGGCAUCUUUGGAGGAACAGGACCUGGCUGUGGAUGUGGGCGAGACUGGACCCCCACCCCUAGCUCAGUCCAAGCCCCACACCCCUGCUGGCCGCCCCAGCGGUCCAGAGCCCCGGCCUCCAGCCAGAGUAGAGACUCUCAGGGAGGAGGUACUCACAGACUUGCGGGUGUUUGAGCUGAAUUCAGACAGCGGGAAGUCUACACCCUCCAACAAUGGAAAAAAAGGCUCAAGCACAGACAUCAGUGAGGACUGGGAGAAGGACUUUGACUUGGACAUGACUGAAGAAGAAGUGCAGAUGGCACUUUCCAAAGUGGAUGCUUCCGGUGAGGAUGACCCGACGGGGAGGAAACCUACCCCCCUCACCAGAAGAGCCUACACUUCUCUGCUGAACACCCACUGUUCCUGGGGACUCUUGCUGGGAAGUCCCAACGGAUAGCCCUAGCCCAUCUGCCUGUGUAGGCAGAGGCCAAGCUACCAGUCUCUUGGAGGACGCGGAGACAACACACUCUGUCACCCAUAAGCAGGCAAAGAAGGCCAUGCCACCUGCCCUUGGCUAGACAGGGAUGGUGAACACAUUUUGGUUCCUAUCCCAGCAGGUAAGAGGCAUUCAUUUCUGGGAAACUUGCCUCUCUUAGGAAUCUCCCCCUCCCAGGCAUCUUCCAUUCCUGAAAAGGUUCCUUGUGGUUCAGAAUCUAGAGACCAAACUCCCUUUUACCCAGUCCAGGCUGGUAUGUCCCCAACGCCUUUCCCAAGGCUUCUUCAUGUCACAUGCACCCGAGUCCUUAGCCCAGCUGUGCCACCUGCAAGAGUCUGCUCUUGCUCUUCUUCCCCUCCCCAAGAAGGGAGGGGGCCACUUCAGGCCCUUCUGUGUGUUACCUGGCGGGAUACCUUGUCCAACCAGCUACCCACCUCGACUCCCCUGUAGCUUAGGACACAAGCCAGCUACCAGCGGUACAGAGCAGUGAUCAAAGCUGAGUACUUACAACUCUGGUAAGCCCAACUUCUCCACCUCAACCCUUCUGCGUCUUGGAAGGGAUAUGCUGGGGGUGAGCUUCUUGAGACUGUCAUCAGUUUUCUGCAAAAGCUCUUCUUCCUGAAGGCAGAUCAAAUCCUUGUGGCUCUCACCCUCCACUCUGGUAAAAGCUGCACCUCUCUUGGGGGAAUGAGGGGCUGCAGGAAUCCCUGGAGACCCUGGUGCUUCACGAUGCUGCUCUGGUGAUUCUUGUACAUAAUCUGGUGUGUUCACCAAUGAUUUAAAGUGAUUGUGGUCAGGGACGCCAAGAGAGUGGUGGUCACUUCCACUUCAAACCUUCGAUGAGGGGGUGGGAUGGAGAGAAUGCUGAAUCUUUUUUUGAUGGGAUGGGGUUUUUCUCUUUGUAAUUAUUUCUUUAGUUUAAUUAACCUUUUGGUUGUUUGUGCAAUAUUAUAUAUUUUAAAUUAUAAUGUAUCUCCCCAGAGUAUUUUGUAGCCGGGAAAAGAAAAAAGGAAAAAAAAAAAAAAGACUCUAACAGCUGUUAGUUUUGUAAUUAAAAAAGAAAGAAAAAAGAACUUUGUCCUGAACCUUUUCCAGACUUGCCCUUAACAGCUAUUAAAGAGAUUCAACACAAGCUGGAAGGUGUCUGGGGCUCUGUUCUUGUACCCUACGGCAGCUGCCCCAGAGCCAGGGCAGGAAGCACACUGUGCGCAGGGUGGCUUCCUGCUUGGAGCCUGGGGGUUAGGAUGGGAGGUAGCCUGGGAUCUGAGGAAGUCCCUUGUCCUCAUCCCAGGCUCACCUUGGCCUUUGGGAUGAGAAAGGACAGGGCCCCCAACAGGCCUGUCACCAAGACAAGGAGUCAAGAGGCCGUUACUGCAUUCCCAACGCUUCUGCUUUUAUUUGGAAAGGAAGUUGCAACAACAGUGGUUCCAGUUGCUCUUCGUCAUUUUUCUCCUCUCCUCCCCCUGUAUGUGUAUGAUUCUGGGGUCUAUUUUUAAUUAACUUUAGUUAAACACCUGUAUGAAAAUCACUUGUC